UGCUGUGCUGUGUAAGUUGUCAUCCCGAGCACUAGGUGGCGAUAGAAAGACAAUUGGUAGGACGCCAUUAAACAACAGAUCGAAGAGGAUGACUUAUUUACUGAAGCAAAGUCCACACAAGUUUUAACGACGCGUCUAAACGUUGAGCAGCAUGGAGCAGAAGGACAAGAAGAUACUGUGCGUGGGUCUUGUGUGUCUCGACAUCAUCAGCGUGGUUCACAAAUAUCCAGAAGAAGACACGGACAGCAGGUGUGUGUCACAGCGAUGGCAGCGAGGUGGAAACGCUUCCAACUCCUGCACGGUUCUUUCUCUGCUGGGCUCCCCCUGCGCCUUCAUGGGCUCUCUGUGUGCUGGACCUGUGGCCAGUUUUAUUGUGGAGGACUUUCAGAAGUUGAACGUCGACAUGUCUCUGGUGUCUGAGCAUGCUCAGUGCAUCACACCAACGUCUUUGGUCAUCAGCAGCAGGAGCACAGGAAGUCGAACCAUCUUGCACCUCAACAGUUUCAUCGUGGGUGACUUCUCGCAGCACGGCAUUGAUAUUUCAGCAGUUACCUGGCAGGUCAAGGGUCAAACGCCCAGUGCGUGUUGUGUAGUGUGUCCGUCCAGCGGCUCACGCACCGUCGUUCUGUUCGACACGAAUGUCCCCGAUGUGACGGCAGAAGACUUUUCCAAAGUGGACCUGCGUCAUUUCAAGUGGAUCCACUGGGAGGGGCGCAACGCUGACGAGCAGGUAAAGAUGAUCGAACGGGUGGCACGCUACAACGCUACAUUGCCGCCGCAGCAGCGAAUCACCGUCUCCGUGGAGAUCGAGAAGCCCAGAGAGCCGCUGUAUCAACUGUUUGCUUACGGGGACGUGGUGUUUGUCAGCAAAGACGUGGCUCGCCAUUUUGGCUUCCAGACGCCUUCGAGUGCUUUAGAAGGACUUCGCUGCCGGGUCAAAGCAAGUGCGGUUGUCAUCUGUGCGUGGGCCGAAAAAGGGGCGGAUGCACUGGCUCCUGAUGGCUCGUUGGUCCAUUCGGAUGCGUUUCCUCCGGAGCAGCUUGUGGACACGCUUGGAGCAGGGGACACCUUCAACGCUGCCGUCAUCCACAAACUUUCCAACGGUGCACGUUUACAGGACGCGCUGACCUUUGGUUGCGUCGUGGCAGGCUCCAAGUGUGGUUUCCAUGGUUACGACGCCAUUGCAGACAUGGCGGCGAGCAAACACUGGAAGCACGAUGGAUCCGCUGGAGAUAUUUGAUGGACUGAUUGACGGGGACGUUCUGAUCAAUAAAGUGCGCUGUCAAAAUGUA
Doryrhamphus excisus (bluestripe pipefish) is the source of this 1292-nucleotide messenger RNA. It is a transcript of the gene khk, whose product is annotated as ketohexokinase. Gene Ontology annotation, biological process: fructose metabolic process. NCBI's taxonomy places the organism in Eukaryota, Metazoa, Chordata, Actinopteri, Syngnathiformes, Syngnathidae. The record is from RefSeq and is a predicted model, not a curated record. Gene Ontology annotation, molecular function: ketohexokinase activity.